Messenger RNA from Alternaria atra, 1128 nucleotides. RefSeq lists its product as uncharacterized. Bases 1 to 1128 code for a protein of 375 amino acids. The transcript has a single exon. Lineage: Eukaryota; Fungi; Ascomycota; Dothideomycetes; Pleosporales; Pleosporaceae. The record is from RefSeq and is a predicted model, not a curated record.
AUGAGUAGAAUUCUCAUCACUGGUGCCACUGGGUACGUUGGCGGCACCGUACUUUCUCAGCUCAUAGCUAGUACAGCACCAAGUAUCAAAGAUCUUACUUUCGACCUCCUUAUUCGCAAUGAAACACAGGCUCUGGAACUCAAGAACGCAUACGGAUCUCGCAUCAAUACCAUCAGAUGGUCUGGCCUCGAAGACACAGCAUUCAUCGAAGACACCGCCUCGAAGUAUGACAUUGUGAUCAAUACUGGCUCUGGUUUCAUUCCUGAAGGCGCCAUAGCCUUUGUGAAUGGUCUUGCACGCCGAAUCAAAGCCAGCAAACCCGCACCGUGGAUGCUGCACAUCUCCGGUUGUACGAACUUGUCUGAUCGUCCGUUAUCGCAGCCCCCUCGACCAAUACGAGAGUGGAACGAUGAAGCGGACAGUGACAAGAUCCUCGACUUUAUGAGAGCGCUCGAUGAGAUAGAACCAUACGCGCAGCGCACAACUGAAGUUGGGGUCUUGGAGACUGCCGCUGCCACCGGUGUACAGGCCAUCAGUGUCAAUACACCUUGCAUCUUUGGCGAAGGCACUGGCCUAUUCAACCGCCAAGGUCUAGUUAUUCCCUUGAUCAUGAUGUACGUCGUACAACAUGGCUACGGUUGGAAGCUCAACGAAACGGCGAACUUCGAUUGGGUCCACGUCAUCGAUCUUGCCGAUAUCUAUGUCCUUCUCGUACGCACCAUUCUUGAACGCGAUGAUCACGGUGUCGGUUACCUUCCUUCUGGCAAGAACGGCAUCAUGUUCGCAGCAGUCGGCCGCACCCUCAUCAAGGAGAUCAACCAGGGGUGUUUGGAUGCAGCUUUCGCAGACAGGAUCCUGCCACGCGACGAUACCCCGAAAGAAAAGGAAAUUAGACUCGUGCCGCUGCAGGAGAUCGCCGACAAGCUCACUGCAGGCCAUCGCGAUAUUGCGGAGCGUGGCUGGGGCGGGCAUAAGGCUACAAAAGCGGUGCGAGCCCGCAAGCUGUUGGGCUGGGAGCCAAAGAGACUGCAAAAUGCUUGGAAGAAGGACUUCUGGGCUGAGUUGGUCGCUCUGAAGGAAAACAGGCGGAUGGUGACAAUGGAGAGCUGCAUUGGAGCCAAGAAAUGA